Messenger RNA from Thlaspi arvense, 2886 nucleotides. The record is from the annotation of a GenBank genome assembly. NCBI's taxonomy places the organism in Eukaryota, Viridiplantae, Streptophyta, Magnoliopsida, Brassicales, Brassicaceae.
AUGGACCCCUCCCUGGUUUUAUUUCACCGCUCCGUCUCUCUCUCUCUCGCAUUAUUUCUUGGAUUUUCUUUCUUCAAAUCGCCUCGCCGAUAUAAACUCCGCCGGGUGUUCCAGCCGUCCGUCUCUCUUCUCCUUUUCCGGUCGUUUUUCAUCUCUUCCGUGCUAGCGAUCGUCUCACUUCAUCGUUUCUUCGUUGGGUCUUCGACAUCUUCAUUCUUCUCUUUUGGUGUUGCUCCCACACGAAUAGAUCAAGAUCCAAUGCAUGUGCCAUAUGAAGAUGAUGACUUGCACCAAAUCCACAACGGAAGCGUGAUCGUCGAUGACCAUGCUGAUGGUGGCAAUGGUGGUGGGAUGAGUGAAGGAGUGGAAACAGACAUUCCUUCUCACCCUGGAAAUAUAACUGACAAUCGUGGUGAAGUGGUCGACCGUGGUAACGAACAAGGAGAUCAACUGACGUUGUCUUUUCAAGGACAAGUCUACGUUUUUGACAGCGUCUUGCCUGAAAAGGUACAAGCUGUGCUUCUAUUAUUGGGUGGGCGUGAAUUACCUCAGGCACCCCCUACAGGCCUAGUAGCAUCAUCUCAUCAGAACAAUAGGGUUUUGGGUUUGCCUGGUACUCCUCAAAGGUUUAGUAUGCCACAGCGGUUGGCUUCUUUGGUCAGAUUUCGAGAGAAACGAAAAGGGAGGAAUUUUGAUAAGAAGAUUAGGUAUACAGUCCGCAAGGAGGUAGCUUUGAGGAUGCAACGCAAUAAAGGUCAGUUCACAUCUGCCAAGCCAAACAAUGAUGAAGCCGCAUCUGCUGGAUCUAGUUGGGGGUCGAACCAAACCUGGGCUAUAGAAGGCUGCGAGGCUCAGAAUCAAGAGAUCUCAUGUCGGCACUGUGGAAUCGGUGAGAAGUCAACUCCAAUGAUGCGGCGUGGACCUGAAGGGCCAAGAACACUUUGCAAUGCAUGUGGACUUAUAGACUUAUCCAAAGGCGCUCCUCAAACAGCGCAAAAUGCCCCGUUAAAUAAGAAUGAAGAUGCAAAUCAUGAGGCUGGUGAAAUGAUGGUAGUAGUGGCCGAUAACAAAGAGAUUCCGGGACACAAAAGCAAAGCUUUCUCCUUUUGGGCAUCUUUUGAUUUUCUCUGGAAAAAAAACCCAUACUUGCAUGCUCUAAACACUUCCGAAAUGCAAUUGUCGCAUCGCUUGUUCUCUCGCCUUCUUCAUUCCCCAGGGAGAUGUUACAGAAGAACAAGUGUCGGCGGCUCACUUCACCUAUUGUUGCAAUUCGACGAGAAAAGCGAUGGGUUUGUCGAAUCUCACCGGAGUUUCAGCUCUCUUAUCCGUUCGAAUUCGCAGUUAAGAGGGUUUCUCUCCACAAACUGUUCAAUUAAAGGUCCUGGUGUGCGAUGUUCUGUUUCGCUCGAGAGAGAUAAUCCUUUGAUUGAUUCCUACUCCUCUCACCGGAGUUUCUUCACUAGGGCGAAACAAGUGAAGAGAAUUGAGAUCAAUGAUCGACACAGUCAAAGAGCUGUCAAUACUGCACUAUGGUGCAACUUCCUUGUGUUUUCGCUCAAGUUUGGGGUUUGGUGGACAAGUUCUAGCCAUGUCAUAAUGGCUGAAGUAGUUCACUCUGUCGCUGAUUUUGCUAACCAGGCGCUUCUUGCUUAUGGGCUCAGUAGCUCGAGGCGUGCACCAGAUGCACUUCAUCCCUAUGGAUACUCAAAGGAAAGAUUUGUAUGGUCUUUGAUAUCUGCUGUUGGAAUCUUUUGCCUUGGGUCUGGUGCUACCAUAGUUAAUGGAGUACAGAACUUGUGGACUUCUCAGCCACCUCCGAACAUGGAAUAUGCUGCUUUGGUAAUUGGUGGCUCUUUUCUAAUUGAAGGUGCUUCGCUUCUUGUUGCAAUUCAAGCUGUCAAAAAAGGAGCUGCACAAGAAGGCAUGACCGUAAGAGAUUAUAUAUGGCGUGGUCAUGAUCCCACUUCUGUUGCUGUUAUGACCGAGGAUGGCGCUGCAGUGACAGGUUUGGCGAUUGCUGCGGCAUCUCUUGUUGCUGUUAACGUGACAGGGAAUCCCAUCUAUGAUCCUAUAGGGUCGAUUGUUGUCGGGAAUUUACUUGGAAUGGUGGCUAUAUUUCUCAUUCAAAGGAACCGGCAUGCCUUGAUCGGAAGAGCAAUGGAUGAUCAAGACAUGCGUAAAGUGCUUCAGUUUUUGAAGAACGACUCGGUUGUAGAUGCUUUAUAUGAUUGCAAAAGUGAAGUCAUUGGUCCUGGAUCCUUCAGAUUCAAAGCUGAAAUAGAUUUCAACGGGCAGGUUGUUGUCCAAAACUAUCUGAAGAGAACUGGGCGUGAUGAGUGGGCGAAACAGUUUCGGGAGGCUGCAAAGAGAGGAGAUGAUGAUUCAGCAAUGCUGGACAUUAUGUCAAACUACGGUGAGGAAGUUGUCACGGCUUUAGGAAGCGAAGUGGACCGGUUAGAGAAAGAGAUUCAAGAGCUUGUCCCUGGAAUCCAGCACGUUGACAUCGAAGCACACAAUCCCGUAGACCAAUCUCUAUGAUCUAGAUCUGAGUUAUCGAUACAUUGUCUUAGCCUCAAGAAAAUGGAAGCAACAAGACUGGUUGUAGUAAAAGCAUGGCACUCGAGAGUGUUUUAUUUCAGGUGUCUGAUUAGGCAAAACUUUCAGAUGGAUUCUUCUCUAUCUUGUUUAUGAUAUUGCAGAAGACAUCAAAUUUGUAUUUGUUAUCUUCCUCGAACACGUGGAACUCCACUGAAGUGUGUAUUUGGUUAAUGCUAAUUAGAUUGAAGAAUAGUGAGAGGGGCUUUUUGAUCGAAGGAAAUUGCAAGUGUUAAACUCAUACAUGUAAAAUUUGUCUCUUGAAUUCUUUAUGGUUGACCAAAUGAAAAA